AUGAACAGUUAUACUGAUAGUCCGGCUUAUCCUCCGGCUGAUUCCAGCUGCGAAAUCGUGUACGGUGGUCGCUCAUGGCCAGCCAAUUUCAGCCGCCAAUCGGCAUCCGUUCACUGCCAUUCCGCUUUCAGAAACCCUAGAUUUUCGGAGAAAAACUCGUACACCAAACCGAGAGUACCCUUAUCUGUCAACAGGUCGAAGCUCGACAUUCCUUUCAAGUCGGAGCUGUGCCGUCUUUUCCAAGCGGGCAAAUGUUACUAUGGCGAAAACUGUCAUUAUUCUCAUAGCAAAAGCGAAGUUAGGAGAAACCCAGAUCUUAGACCAGUUUCCAUGAAGGAGCAUUUGAAUGAGGACAGAAAACUGCAGGUGUGUUACUAUUUCUCGAAUGGGUUCCAUUGUCCUUACGGUGAGAGGUGUAAUUUUCUUCACGAGUGCAGACAGAAGAAAGUCAUGAGGGGCGAUGGCGUGAACAGAGAAGGAUGUGCCAUAAGUGUUCGGAGUGAAAGGUCUUGUAGAAAUUCAAGUAAUCAGUAUCCAUGGAGGAGCUUGAGCCCUGGUAGGAGAGAUUCUAAUGAUAAGUUUGACUUUAGAAAGACGAGGCUCUGUGGAAAGUGGAUGAUGUUUGGCAGUUGCCAUUAUGGUGUGAGAUGUACUUAUGCUCAUGGGACGGCAGAACUUCGAGAACUCGGGUUCUCUUCAGGACCCAAAGAUGCAGAACCAAGUGAAGUCAAAAGCAACAUUGCUCAAAAGCUUGAGUCAAAAGGCAGAAGCUAUUUCAACAAUUGGGACAUUGCGAAGAUCAGUCAAAUUUAUGCUGAUAAUUAG
Molecule: messenger RNA, 825 nt
Organism: Striga hermonthica
Lineage: Eukaryota; Viridiplantae; Streptophyta; Magnoliopsida; Lamiales; Orobanchaceae
Source: the annotation of a GenBank genome assembly